CAGCAUACUCUAGUAAACAAAGCACGUCCGCCAAGUCUGCAUCUGAGAGAGAAGUCGCACCAUGUCACACUGCUCACCUCUGUAGUGUGCGAGCUGUGGUUUAUAAUGGGCGGGCUGGGGUCCACUGUGUCGCUGUGUGUUAACAGGCAGGCUCACACAGGUGGACUAGUCAGACAGGUUUGGACUGGAAGCGCUUUUGUUCACUUUUUUUUUUAAAGGCAAUGUAGGCUUUUGGAGAGUUACCAUGAAGAUAGUUGCAACUGUAGCGCUUCUACACCUGUGUUUAUGUCUGACAGCGGCAGUUUCGGGUAGUGACACGACCGAAACGGCCCUGACAGUCGCACCGGGCGAUAUCGCGCUACUUCCGUGUUACACCGUCGGUAAUGUAACACCGACUUUAACGACAUGGAUGAAAAACGGACGAGAAGUCGUUAGAAGUGGCACUUCUUUGCUGAGCCCUUCACCCGCCGGACAGCGCCUCACGGUGCUGCACGAUGGAAGUCUGAACUUCCGGGGGGUGAUACCUGGAGAUGAGGGCACCUACCUGUGCAGCUCCACGCUGCCGGGCAACAACACCUUUCACGCACGUGUCCUGCUGCAAGUAACCCAUGGUCCAGAGAACGUAUCUGCGUCCAUCAGUCCAGCCACUGCCCUGUCCAACGGGACGCUCAUCGUCUGCCGGGGUUCCAGCGUCUCCUUUAACUGUUCCGGCUCCUCCUACCCCUCUCAGCAGCUGACCUGGGCCUUCAGAGGAGCUUCGUUCAGCAACGAGUCGCUGGUUUCAACCUCAGGAUCCUGGCUGGACUUCAGGAUAGAAAACAUUCAGCCCAGCGCUCAGGGAGUUUACAGCUGCAGAGCAAACAACACCGUCUCUCUUCAGACAGUCAAUACGAGCACACAGCUGCUAGUAUACUACGUCCCAGACAGACACCCUGAGUGUAUGUGGGCACAGGCACAGGACCCGUCCCACAUCCAGUUCAACUGCACCUGGUUAGGAGCGUACCCCACCCCAACGCUACGCUGGGGGGAAGACCAGGGAGACCAAGGAGCCCUCUGGAAAGGACACGUUUUAGCAUCGGAGGUGACAGAGAGCCUGUCUGUGACGCUGAACCGCUCAAUGCUGUCCGACGGGCAGACGGUGAGGUGCAUGGCCCAGCAUCAAGCGCUCACUCCGGGAAAAGAGAAGUCGUGUUCGUUCACCCUCAAACCUCCGUAUCCUGAUGGCGAGCCGCUGGUCACAGCGUUGGAGGCGACCAGCACUACUCUAACCUGCACUGAGGCCGUGUCCAUCCCCCCUGCAGACACCACGUGGAGAAAGGGCCUCCAGCAGGAGGACAUUGUUCCCGGAUCCAAGUACGUCCUGACUGAGGAAGGCCCCGUCCUCAAGCUGACCAUACACAACAUCAGCAAGGACGACGAAGGCGUGUACUUCUGCCGCAGCGAGAACCCCCUCGCCAUCCGCGAGCUGGAAGUCUACCUCACUGUGAAGAGCUCCUCAGAAUACACAGGAGCGAUCAUCGGCGUCUUUAUAGCUGCACUGAUCGUUGGAUCAGCCGCAAUCGUAGCCAAAACUGUUUUCUCCAGCCGACACCGGAUUUGCCUGGGAGAUGGCUUUGGGCACAUAGAGGUGGACAGAGGAGAUGUGCUGAGUCUGGUGGAGUCAGACGACGAACAGAUGUUUCAAGAUACUGUUCCCCGGCUGCCUCCGUUAACCAACGGACACCACACAACGCUCGUCCAGAUACAUCAAAUCCCGUCGAGUGAUCAUGAGGAUGCAGAAACGGCUGACAGGAGCCCGCAGCAGCAGGACGAUACCGUACAGAUAGAAGAGCCAGUGGAUCUUGUAACAUUUUAGGUAUCGGGUGUUUUUCGAUACGUGUUUUAUUCUAGGUAAACACCAUUUACUCCCGUGGACAAUGUGAACAGAAUCAGUGGAAAAAUCAUCUAUUUUAAUUUGUUAUUUUUGUAAACAGGGUUUUGAAUUUUUGUAAACUUAUUUCUAUGAUUGAUUCCUUCGUACAGCAUUUUGAAUAUGUUGCUCUGAUAUUGAUAUUCAUGCAGUAAAUGAAGCAUCACAAAAUGUGAUGUGACAAAGAC
This is a messenger RNA of Cottoperca gobio, 2097 nucleotides long. It is a transcript of the gene vsig10, whose product is annotated as V-set and immunoglobulin domain containing 10. Gene Ontology annotation, biological process: cell-cell adhesion; synapse assembly. The transcript is spliced from 9 exons. The record is from RefSeq and is a predicted model, not a curated record. Bases 245 to 1855 code for a protein of 536 amino acids. NCBI's taxonomy places the organism in Eukaryota, Metazoa, Chordata, Actinopteri, Perciformes, Bovichtidae. Gene Ontology annotation, cellular component: plasma membrane; cell-cell junction. Gene Ontology annotation, molecular function: cell adhesion molecule binding.